Lutzomyia longipalpis is the source of this 2758-nucleotide messenger RNA. RefSeq names its product BTB/POZ domain-containing protein 6-like. Lineage: Eukaryota; Metazoa; Arthropoda; Insecta; Diptera; Psychodidae. Gene Ontology annotation, molecular function: protein binding. The record is from RefSeq and is a predicted model, not a curated record. The coding region runs from base 99 to 1622 and encodes 507 amino acids. The transcript is spliced from 2 exons.
AGCGGAGUUCUGAAAUCAUGCAACGCCAACACACAGUGCCAUUGAAAGUGUGAAAUAACGCAGUCGCAAGCGGAAAAUAGUCUCUUUGUGAUUUCAAAAUGUCUACGAAGGCAUUUAUCCCAGCUGUGCCACCUAAGAGUAGCCUUUACGUACCAAAUGGAAAUCUCCUGAGGACAGGAUCAAUUGUAUCGCUUUCUGGACCAUCAGUGGGACCACCGAUAAAGCAGGAAAAUGCAAAAAGCUACGAAGAAUGGAGUAGGUACUUUGGGAAGAUUGAUGGGAGAUUUUCACUCUACUUCUACAAUGAUUCCCUCACUGACGUCACCCUCGUUGUGGAUGGAAAGAAAAUUCGUGGACAUAAAAUAAUCCUAAGUUCGUGCAGUUGGGAGUUUUAUGUGAUUUUUAAUCUACUUAAAUUGGAUAAGAAGGAAGUGCCCAUUCAGGGGACAACUUUUGAGGUUUUCCUGAGUUUUCUCGAGUACUGCUACACCGGAUGGACACUCCUCAAGGAGGACACAACGUGGGAAAUUUUGCGACUUGCCUAUAGAUUCAAUGUGAAGCCAUUAAUUUUAGUUUGUGAAUCCCAUUUGGCUAAACGUCUCACUGCGAAUACGUGCAUAAGUUUCUACACAAAAGGUGAAUUCUUGAGUGAUACGUCCCUCUUGAGGCAGAAGAUAACGGAAACAAUGGCUGAAGAUUGCCAUGCGCUCUUUUAUCACAAACAAUUCAAUAAUUUACCAUUGAAAGUUGUCCGCCAAAUUGUUGCAUCGGGUUUAAAGUGCGACGAAAUGGUCAUAUUUGAGGCUCUAAUUAAGUGGGCAAAGUUUAAUUGUGUAAAAAUUGGCUAUCCAUGCAUCCCGAAGAAUUAUCGACGCGUCCUCGAGGAUGUUUUCUUCAAAAUUCGCUUUCCCGCCAUUCCGGCGCAUUUAUUUUUUGAAAUUCUCGCUGAAUAUCCAGGGAUUCUAACGGAAAAGGAAAUUUCUAAUAUUGCCAAAAUUAGUCGAGGGCACAUUAAAGUACCCACUUCUACAACUAGUUCAACUAAUAAUCAAGUUAAAUCACAGGAAAAUGGGAAUGGGGCUGAAAAUAGGGCGACAACACCACAAAAUGGCGUCACAAAUGACACAGAAGGACCCCAAAAGAAGGCAGAAAAUGCACAAAGACCCGAAAAUAGUAAAUUACGUGUUCAUACGUAUCAACAACUUCCCGAAAAAAUCUUCUGCCACGCAUUUAAAAGUUCAGUAAUCUUUAAAUGCGAUACCCCGAGAUUCCUCAUUGGUUUUGGGUUUUAUGCAAUUACAGCAGAUCAACCAAAAGUAGUCUCAUGUAUCCUUCAUCAUGUUAAUUCCCAUCCAACAAUUCAAGUUAAUUGCGACGUUGAUGCGGAAAAGCACAAAGUUUGGAAGACAAGUGUGGAUUUUUUCUAUCAUGAAAAUCAUUUUGCACAGAAAAUGCAAAUAAAUCCCAAUCAAUGGUAUUCCCUUUUUACAACGUUUGAAGAUAAAAUUCACGUACCACAGACGCCGCCCCUUAAACCAUAUGAUGAAGAGCAUAAAAUGCAUUUUAGGAAGCUCAUUCCAAAUGUUAUUCCAUAUUUGGUAUUUGAGAGAAAUGUACAGUGAGGCUUCGUAGUAAAUGACGGUAUACUGUUCUAGAGUUUGUACGUAUCGUUUAACGAAUUUGGAGAGAAUUAAUUGUAAAAUCAAUAUAACGUAAGAAAAGAAGAGAAGAAACGUAAGCAAAAAAUGGGAAGUUUUAGAUCUUUUAUCCGAUUAAUUUUGAGAUUUAUCAAUAAAUAAGUCAUGAAAAAAAACUUUUUAAAAUUCAAUUUAUGAAAACCGAACGAUUUCUUAUUUCUUUCUUUAUUCAAUUUCGCUAAUUUAUCGCUAAGUUUUGACCAUGAAUUCGGUUAUUCUCAAUUAAUCUCCGAAUUAAUCGAGUAAAAACCAUAUAGGUUAAGAAAUAAAUCUUUUUCAUAUAAAAAAUACGUUUUAAAAAAAUAUAUUUGUUUAUUAAAUACCAGAAAUGCUUCAAAUGGCGAAAUUCCUCAAACCUGACCAUCUGUAUUAAUUUAAAUUUAUUCUAUUCUUGUUCUCAAAUUUAAUGAGAAUUAUUUGAAUUUUUUUUCUGUUGGAUUUCAGCCAGAUGUUGCAUUUUCUUAGGAAAGUUUAUGAAUUGUUUAUUAUGUAUUAAAAUGAUUACCUAUGUACCCUAUGUUUAUGUAUUUAAGCUGGGCAAAUUUUAUAUUUUUUCUAUGCAAUUUACUUUGUAUUUUGCUAUGAAGAUUUUAAAGUUCUGCUCGGCAAUUUAUUUUUUCAAGUCUAUUAAGAAUAUUUUGCAUUUUUUAUUACCUAUUCUUUUUUUAAUAUUAUUUUUGGAAAUAUUCUAUUUGUUUUUUGGUUGUGGGAAUAAGGAUUAGUCAAGGAAUAAUUUUAAGGAUAUUGUACUUAAAAAUAUGUCAUUUUUUCAUUUUUUUAAUACAAUUUUUAAUUAAAGAAAUUGAAGUAUAAGUUUUUUUCUGGAAAUUCAAAAAAAAAUCUAAAUUUAGAGCUCUAAUUUGUUAAGAGAAGAUCUAAAGAUUUAAUUUCAAGUAUCAUGAGUUCAGAGUAUUAAAUAUACAUAGAACCACCCCUGUAAGAACAUUUAAAAAGAACUUAACCAAUGUAUUAAAUGUAUUUUAAAAGAAAAUCUUUUACUAAAAAUAUUCUUUCUGUAUUUUUUGAAGAUUCUUAAUAAAAUUAUAAAGAAAAUCCAAAAA